AUGUCGUCCAAGGUCGGGAGCGGCAGCCUUAGCCCGCCGGCCGCGGCGUCGGCGGCGGCGGUGGAGGACACGAGCAGCCACUGGGCUCCGCACGGGCCGGUGCUGACGGCCUGCGUCGUCGGCAUCAACGUGCUCAUGAUCCUCCUCAUCUUCUUCUUCUUCUGGCGGUACUUCCCCGGGAAACGGGGACCGUCCGCAUCAUCCGGCGCCCACGACGGCGACGACGACGACGACGCGUCGUCAUCCGCGUCGCUGCCCGUGGCCUCCCCGUGGGCGUGGGCGUCCCGCCCGCGGCGCAGCAGCAAGGACCACGGCCCGCAGCCGGUGGACGACGUGGCGUCGGCGCUGCCCGUGUACGUGUACUCCAGUAGUGCCGGCGCCGGCGCCGGCGAAGGUGGGAUUGGGAAGGCCCCCGAGUGCGCGGUGUGCAUCGUGGAGCUCCGCGACGGCGACUCGGCGCGCCUCCUCCCGCGCUGCGGGCACCGGUUCCACGCCGACUGCGUGGGCGCGUGGCUGCGGCUCCACGCCACGUGCCCGCUUUGCCGCGCCAGCGUCGUGGCGGCCGCCGAUGAGUCCAGGGACGGCAAGGACGAUGAUGGCGGCGUCCGCGCGGAUUGUCCCGUGUGA
This is a messenger RNA of Miscanthus lutarioriparius, 627 nucleotides long. Lineage: Eukaryota; Viridiplantae; Streptophyta; Magnoliopsida; Poales; Poaceae. The record is from the annotation of a GenBank genome assembly.